Thamnophis elegans (Western terrestrial garter snake) is the source of this 4357-nucleotide messenger RNA. It is a transcript of the gene ZAR1L, whose product is annotated as zygote arrest 1 like. Lineage: Eukaryota; Metazoa; Chordata; Lepidosauria; Squamata; Natricidae. Gene Ontology annotation, cellular component: cytoplasm. The transcript is spliced from 4 exons. Gene Ontology annotation, molecular function: mRNA base-pairing post-transcriptional repressor activity. Gene Ontology annotation, biological process: translation. Bases 972 to 1988 code for a protein of 338 amino acids. The record is from RefSeq and is a predicted model, not a curated record.
CUUGAUGGCCUCCACAAUAUGCCUCAUCAUUGUAUGUUUUUAAAGCUUGUUUUAAUUUAAACAGUUAAAUAUAAGUUAACAUAUUACUAACCAAUGUCAAUCAUAAAAUUCCACAAAGCCUAUUAGAACAUGCAUAUAUUCCAGAAAAAGUGUUAAAAUACACAUGAAAGUAAACAAAUCAAUGCUACUUGAAUUAUGUUCACUUGUUUAAAAGAUUAACAGAACCAUCCAGAGUGGUUGGUGCUGAACAAUCUAGCCAGGUUGCUUUCUGACAAAUGUGGGAUUAGUUGGAUUGAGACAGAGGCCCCUUAGUUUUACUGCAUUGAGUCAAAUUGCCUGGAUUCACAGAGCAUAUUGAAUAAUUUAACUCUUAUUGUUUGGAUUUCCAUAGCGCACUAAAUCACAUUUUGACCAAGAGAACCAGUGCUGUUUGGGUAACUAUGUUUGUAAAGACUAUGGUGCUAUAUUGCAACUGGGCCAAUAUUAGUUAUUGAAUUGCAUCUCCAAAAUUCAGUUGAUAUCAAUGUGUACUACCUUGGAGUAAAUGUUUCCACUCCCUAAUAUUUUGGUACGACUUAAUUUUCGGUAAAGUAACUCUUUAUCUUCAAAGGAUCUGCUGAAUCCUGUUGUAGUUUCAUCUUUCCGGUUGCAACCAACUCAAUCCAACACCUGUCCGAUCCAACAUGAAGGGUUCUUGGUUGCAAACAUUUAGGGGAAGCGCUUUAUAAAAGCAAACUCACAUUGUUGUUAGCGAGUCCAAAACCCCCCCGUUAACUCCGCACAACUCCGGUGCGUAAAUUUCCAGCGUACUUUACGAUCGGCGUAUUCAGUGCAACUGUUCCUUAAUUAAGGAAGAGGGUUUAAUGCUUUUAGCCAGUAGUAAUGAGCACUAAUUGCAACCGACAUUCCUAGGGCCGAUAAAAGCGAGGGAGGCAGGAAGCGUCCCCUUAAACCAGGCUCUCUGUCCCGGCAUGGAGCGUUUCGUUUAUCCGCCUUACAGCGUUUAUCAAAGUUAUGGAAGCAGCUUUACUCCCAGCCACCACGUGGCCGCGAGGCUACCACCCAAGCAGAAGCAGCCGAGCUGGAAGCAAAGCAAGUGCAGCGGCAUCUCCAAUCCCUACCAAGGGGUGCUCACGGCCCCCUCCGCGACUCCUCAGGUGUCUUCGCCCGAGUAUUUGGACACUUACAAGCGAGCGCAGCUAAAGGCGCUGCUAUCGCACGUCAGCCCGGGCCUCAACCCGCGGCUCCGUAAAGGCAACACCAAAGAAGUGGGCGUCCAAGUGAACCCGAGGGCAGACGCUGCGGUGCAAUGCUCGCUUGGAUCCCGGCCGCUGCAGGCCGUCCGCCCUCAAAGCCCCACGGGCCGGCUCAGCCAGGAGCCGCCGCUCCCAGGCUUCUAUUCGCCCGUGCUCGGUCGCCGCCUCUUCACUUUGCCCGAAGCGGCGGAGAACCCGAAGGCGCACCCCGAAGGGCCGGCUUCGUUUCAGUUCAUCCAGGAAUCCGAGGGAACGUUCGUAGAGAAGGCGGAGGGCGGUGCCGAAGAGAAGGCGGGAGCUGAGGACGAGGUGCCGGGGCAUGCUGUCGGAUACUCUGCCCAGCAGCAGGUCGCAAAAGGAGGCGAGGCUGAGGAAGGCGGGAGUCACCUCGACGAAGCGAGAAAAGGGACCACCUUCCAGUUCUUAGAACAGAAAUAUGGCUAUUUCCAUUGCAAUGACUGUAAGACCAGAUGGGAAAGUGCCUAUGUAUGGUGCAUUUCUGGAACCAAUAAGGUAUACUUUAAGCAGCUUUGUCGCAAGUGCCAAAAGAGCUUUAAUCCCUAUAAAGUAGAAGCAAUUCAGUGCCAUAUCUGUUCAAAGACUCGCUGCUCCUGUCCCCAGAAAAAAAGGCACAUUGACCUCAAGAGACCACACCGGCAAGAGCUAUGUGGACGCUGUAAAGGCAAAAGAUUAUCUUGCGACAACACCUACAGCUUCAAAUACAUUGUUUGAUCUGUGCAGUUUGUGUGCUGAGGUUGCAUUUAGCUAUGCAUUUUGUUUCAUAAUAUGGAUUUGACUUUAGGAUUCUGACUUGGCAAUGGAUAAUGGACUAAAGAUGUUUGUAAUACUAAAAUAUAUUUGUAAUUUAUCACUGUACUGCCUAAUUAAUAAAACUUAAAUUCUAAUUAAACUUAUUUUCUUUGAUCAUUAAAAAGAGAUGGGAAAGCUGACACGCUUUCUAGAAAAGGUGGAAAAGAUUAAAUCUUGCAAACAAUACUAUAUUCCUGCAAUCUUUUUGUAGAAACAGUGAUACUGAAUAUUCUGAAUAUAAAUGAACAUAUUGAAGUUUGAUAAAGAUUGAGCAGUUUACUUUCAUGUCUACUAUGGCAUUCUAUAAAGACACAUGAAAUUAAGUUAAAUCACUGAAGGAAAAUAGAAUAUGGAAUAGAAUUAUAUCAGGGGUAACAAUCAUUAAAUGGAAUAUAAAGCACAGUAGUCUUCCUGAAUCAUCAGAUGGCCUGUCUAUCUUGUUGAAAUUAAACGGAAAAAUCCCUAAGCAUAUUAAUGUUUAAACUUACUUAGGUAUUUUGUAUUAAUAAUGUAGGACAAAGUCAGAUUGCUAAAAUACUACUUUGAAUUUUUGGCGCAUGUUAAAUUACGUUAGCACUUUUGUUCUAGGAGGGACAUUACUCUCAAAACUAAUUGGCAAGAAUGACUGAUUUGGCCUAUAUUAGAAGAGGUGCAUACUGAAUUUCAUAGCACUGUAGAUAUGCAAUUUCAAGCCAAUGUCAAAACAGGAAGAAUUUGAUAAGAUUUGGCCAUUCUUCAUAGGCAAUUGAGAUUUUCAUAUCUAUUUCGUAUACUAAUAAAAAAAAGUAACCUGAAUAGUUGCAUGCAUAAUGAGUUUACCCCCAUUUCUGUUGCAUUUUAGCAAGGAGAUGUGGAAACAUGAUUAAAUGAAGCUUCCAUCUUAUUUUCAGUGGUUUCGGAUGAUAAAAAUAGAAAAACACAUGUUCUGAAGUUGCAAAUGGAGUUCAAUUAAGCAUGAUUAUGAUAGCUAUGCACACAACGUGUUGACAUUUCAUUUCAAAAAAUGGUUUAAGCCUGUGCUAUACAAGAGUUGGUAAGUAGCAUAAUGAAGAAGAAACAUGAACUUCAUCCAUUCAAUUAUAUUAGGUUUACUAACACUCAGAAACAUCUGUUAAUCUCUUACAAAGCAUUCCUCUAAAGAGAAUAGUAACUAAAUGAGUAGGGCAGCACUCAAGUCACACCGUGAAAGAGGCACUUCAUGUUAGCUUUCAUGAGGGUUAGCUGACACGGACUUGCCACACAAGAUUAUAAGCAAUAAUUUUAUAUUCCAUUAAUACUCCCCAAAUUCAUAUGAUUAUGGUAGUAGGCCUUAAUCACUAAGCAUAAAGCUCGUCUCUUCCAACUCAAUAUGGAAAAGGAAACCAAGAUAUAUACCUAGCAAAUGUUGAUUUUAUAGUCUGAAUGUGAGAUACAUUAUUUUAAUCCCUGUUUGAAUCAUUUUUAGGAAACAAAAUUUUAAAUUGGCUUCUAUAAUAAAGGUAGCACAAUCCAACAGGAAGAGGUUCACACCUUUAGAGCCCAUCUGCUCAAUUCUGGUGUUACAGAAUAAGUACACUUAAAUUUUGCAUAACAUAAUAUAUUUCGUACAGCUUGAUUUUUCCAUUACAAUUCAAACUAACGCCUUGCUUCUCAUAUAUAUGCUCAAAUUACUAUUUUGAGGAAGGGAGAACAGAGAAGCCUAUCAAUUUUCACAUAUUCCCAGAAGCCUUUUCAGCCUGGUUCCUUUCCCACUUGUUUGGACUGUAAGUCCCAGAAUUCCAGUAUAUUCUCUAGUUAGAAAUUCUGGUAUUAGUGGUCCCAACAUCUCUGGAAGACGCCAGAUUGACAAAGUUUACCUAGAGAGAACUGGUUCAGCAAGAAUACAUUAAAUUUAAGGGACUUUGUUCAAUUUAUAUCAAUUUGUGCAGGUUAAUGUUUGGAUGCAUAGUGAGCACAUAAAAGUUGGACUAAUUUACAUGUUGAUUCAAGCCCAACUGAAAAAUAACCUGAUUUCAAAAUAUUCUUAUAGAAUUGUUUCCAUAUAUAUUAUAACAUAAACUCAUUACAAUUUAAUACAUUUACACGCUAAUGUGUAUGUAUAUACAUAUAUGUAUGUUUGCAUGUAUGUACACAUACACAUAUAUAGUCUUUUAUACUUGAGAUCUGUAAUGAUCAAAAUAUUAAAACAAAAUUCACAAAAACCUUUAAAUGUAUUUACAGGGUGAAUAAGCGACACACAUAAUGUUGGAAUAAAAGUGUCUCAAAUGUGCAAUAACUUACAUGCACUUAUUUUAACUCUUUACAGCAGUAAG